Molecule: messenger RNA, 1618 nt
Organism: Colletotrichum acutatum
Lineage: Eukaryota; Fungi; Ascomycota; Sordariomycetes; Glomerellales; Glomerellaceae
Exons: 4
Coding region: 67-1176 (369 amino acids)
Biological process (GO): regulation of transcription by RNA polymerase II; DNA-templated transcription
Cellular component (GO): chromatin
Molecular function (GO): DNA-binding transcription factor activity, RNA polymerase II-specific; zinc ion binding; RNA polymerase II cis-regulatory region sequence-specific DNA binding
Source: RefSeq, a predicted model, not a curated record
CAACCUUCAACCUGAGAAACGUCCCUCAAGUUCUACGGUCAACGAAAGACGGCAGCAUAGACUACAAUGACUUGCCAAUGUACCUAUCCAGGAUGUUCACGCAGCUACAUCCGAAGAGAGCACCUCCGACGGCAUAUGCGAGACCAUGCUAAUGAGCAGCUACACUGGUGUCCUCUUUGUCCCUCCAAGUUUAACCGCAAAGACACUCUGAGCCGUCACUUGAACGAACUUCAUUACCACGCCGCUACAACUUCAACCCAAUCGAACGAGGAGCCGCAUCGCGUUUGUGAAGAAAGAAAGCCCCCUGCAUUACCUUCCUACUUGCCUCAAGAGCAAAUCCAAAGUCGCCAAUUACACAAUUAUUUCAAUACGUUUCAUCCAGAAUGGCCAAUUCUGCACAAAGAGACAUUCAUAUCAUGCCCUCAGCCACCCGAAUUGGUCCAGGCGGUUACCAUGGUGGGUUAUUGGGUAGAGCGUACAACAGUACCUGAGUCGCAGAGGAAAGCCGAUCACGACCAUGACAUUCUGAUGGGCUGGGUAGACAACAAACUGUUGCCCUUGCUUAGAUCAACAUCAACAUCCACCAAACCCCAUCAAGACUUGCCAUCUGCAACUCUCUUCAUUGUCCAAACGACAUUCAUCGUCAUUGCAUUCGCCGCAUGGAGAUCCAAUUCUCCGACUCCUUUUAUAAUGACAAACCUCUGGUAUUUAAUAACGACCCUGAAAAAGAUUGGCGCAUAUCAGGAUUCGAAGGUAGACUGCAUAGCUCAGUCAGGGACAACCCCACAACAAAAGUUCCUCCUACGAGAACAUUACCGACGACUUGGUUUGCUUUCUUUCAAAUUACAUGUCCUUGUUUGGUCUCGGUUCCUUUGCAAGAACCCGAAGCUUAGAAUGUCGCGUGCUAUUAUGCCCGAGAUGCUGGAUUUGCACAUUCCCUGCCCGCAACGUGAUUGGGACCAGCCACUUUCUUCGUUGCCCGAACACAUACUUUCUGGGCAAUAUCAAGGCAUUCCUGUGUGUGGGAUGUUUGAUCAAGCUGUAACUCAGCGCACCCUUGGCCCCUUAUCGUCGGUAGUCUUGUGGGACUCCAUGCUUGGAUUAUGCUUGGAUGCAUGCGUGCGCCUUGGAAAGACUAUCGCCAUCGGGGCUUGGAAUCAGCUUGGAGAACACUGAAUUUGAAAUUUGACCUUGACCUCGGUGGGCAAGGGUUGUUGACACGAGUCACAGUGUCCGAUGGUACAAGCAUGGUCGAAUUGGGGUUAAAAGGUUUACUUCUUCAAGACAAUCAAAGCAUCCAGACGAGUCAACACAUGAACAGUAUCUAUCACGGUGAGUGGAUUAAGUACAAUGAAGGCAGCUGAUGUCUUCAAGACAAUUUGCAUUACAAAGAACCGUAUCGAUCAGAGCAUUACUUCAAGGGAGUUGAUGCUAUGACGGCGCCUUUAUAGCUAAGAUUCUACCAUUUUAAGACGGAGGAUUGCUUGUUUCCACAUACCUUACCUGACUUAUACCACGAUGAGAGGCCAUUGAUGAUUUUAGCUGCGGUCUACUGGACAGGACAGGGUUUUGCCAUAGCUCACGCCUUUGCAUCUUCAACACUUACUUCUCUCACGAC